AUGGCUGGGCACGUUCGGCACCGCCGGUAUGUGCUGCACGACUUUGUGAUCGGCACGCGGCACCGUGGCGUGGCCUUCGUCGACAGCGGCGUCCGCGACAUCCUGCGCGCUCACCAGCCCCAGCCUGCGCCAUACUACCCCACGAACACCUUCGCAAUCCGGCGCUCUGGCGAUAGAGGGGUUGGGAUGUUCGCGACCGGGAACCUGCUCACGGGCGCCACCAUCCUCAUUGAGCACCCGACCGUGAUCGCGCCGUUCGUGCUGGGGCUCAACACGCCCGUGGACGACUUCUUCGACGACCUCUUCGGGAGUCUCCCCACGCGACAGUACGAGAUGCUCAUGGGUCUCGCGAACUGCAUGCCACGCACGUCGGUCGGUCACGCAGAAGGUGUCAUGGCUACCAACGCCCUCGCCAUCGAGCUCGACGUUCCCACCGUCGGUCCCAACCCGGAGCUCAGCACCCACCGGGCGAUCUUCAUGCAGGCGAGCCGGAUCAACCACAGCUGCUCGCCCAACGCCAAGUGGGAAUGGGAUCGCAAGACUCUAGCGCUCACCCUACGCGCCGUGCGCCCCAUCCGCGCCGGCGAAGAGAUCACGAUCAACUACGUCGACGUCGCCCUCCCUCGCGCCGAGCGCCGCGCCCGCCUGCGCGCCACCUACCACUUUGACUGCCAUUGCCCCGCCUGCGCGCGCGACGACCCGCGCUCGGACGCCGCCCGCGCCGAGCUCCGCGCCUUCGGCACCGGCCUCCCCACCUUCGAGGACUGGACGCGCGACGCGCGCCUGCCCGACCUCGUGCUCGUCCGCGCGCACGAGCGCGCGCUGUCGCUCAUCGAGGCGGAGGGCCUGCAGGUGCUCGGCGUGCGCGAGCACGUCGACGCGAUCACGAUGUGCUACGGCGCGCUCGCGGACGAGAAGAUGUUCCGGUACUGGGCGAACGAGGCAAGGGCGGAGCGCGCGCAGGAUAAGGUCGAGGACCUGAAGGUCGUGCAGGCGUGGAUCGCGAACCCUCGCGCGCUGCCCGUGUGGGGGUGGCGGCGCGAUACGACGCACGCACGCCGGCGUAGCUCGCGCUCGCCGAAGUAA
Messenger RNA from Schizophyllum commune H4-8, 1086 nucleotides. RefSeq names its product SET domain-containing protein. Gene Ontology annotation, molecular function: protein binding. The transcript is spliced from 2 exons. NCBI's taxonomy places the organism in Eukaryota, Fungi, Basidiomycota, Agaricomycetes, Agaricales, Schizophyllaceae. The coding region runs from base 1 to 1086 and encodes 361 amino acids. The record is from RefSeq and is a predicted model, not a curated record.